Molecule: messenger RNA, 5025 nt
Organism: Coccinella septempunctata (seven-spotted ladybird)
Lineage: Eukaryota; Metazoa; Arthropoda; Insecta; Coleoptera; Coccinellidae
Product: anoctamin-6-like
Exons: 30
Coding region: 139-4989 (1616 amino acids)
Biological process (GO): chloride transmembrane transport
Cellular component (GO): plasma membrane
Molecular function (GO): chloride channel activity; protein dimerization activity
Source: RefSeq, a predicted model, not a curated record
GAACGCCCUGGUUGAGAAUUCGAACAAAACCAACUUUACAGAGAACACAGAUGUCGGAUAUCCAAACUAUUUGACAUAUAAAUUUGAUUUCCAGUUAAUCGAUUGCCAACAAUAAGAAAAGUUGUUCGUUUUAAAUACAUGGAACAGGCAGAUCUCUAUUUGAGCGAUGGAAUUUCUCAAAUAGACUACGUUAUUGUAUAUAGUUACUCGGAUGUUACCAAGAGACGUUACUUCAAGAGGAUUUUUGAAAAUUUGUUGGCGCAGUUGGGCGAAUUUCAUAUAGAUUAUGAAAUCUCGACUAGUACUGUGAACGAAGAUCUUCGUUGUUUGAAGAUUCACGCAUCUACAUAUAUUUUAGAAGAAUUUGCCAAUUUGCAUAACGUGGAAGUAGCCUACAAAAGUAAAUCACCGCAGAUUGGAGAAUACCUGCAAUGGUGUCGUUGCUUGCAUACCAUUUUAUCACUUCCCGACCCAAAAAACGAAAUUACCAAGAGAUUGAGAAUUAUGGGUGGAUCAUCCAAAGCUUCCCUAACCCAAGCUGAAAGAAUCCUCUUGACAAAUUACGUACUGACAAAUAUAAAAUUUGGAAAAGGUGUUGAUGAACGAGGUGUAGAGAGAAUUCUGAACAAGAGGAUAGUCAAAGCAGUGUUUCCAUUGCACGAGGGUAGCACACAAUGGACAAAUGAAGGACCCCUAAGUGAGAGGCAGUUGCUGUCUCGGUAUUGGGCGGGUUUGAGAUAUAUGGCAAAAAUUCAGCCACUAAAUGCCAUAGAGAAGUAUUUUGGACCUGAAAUGGCAUUUUUGUAUGCUUAUCUUCAGCUCUCCACUGAGAUGCAACUUGUGGCCAGUAUUAUGGGGUUAUUGUUCUUCAUUAUUGGAAUAUCCGCUGAAUCAAGACAUGCCAAGGAAAUAAGGGCAUAUAUUUGUUCCAGCGAAGAAAUGAUGUGUCCUACAUGCCAUCCGAAAUUUUGCAAACCCAGGCAUAUGCAUACGUAUUGCGGUUUCAUCUUUCAAUUGAACCAAACCUUCGAUAACGUCGAGAUGUUUGUGUUGGGCAUUUGUAUCACCUUAUGGGGCACAAUUUUCAUGGAAUUUUGGAAGAGAAGGCAGACCUUAUUCAUUCUGAGAUGGAAUCUUACCUCUUUGGAGACUGACCUGCAGAUAAGGACAGGUUAUGAGAAAAGAGCGAAUCUUUUAACUCUAAAUCCAUUCACCAACGAAUUAGAGCCUACUAUGUCAUUGCCAGAUGUUGCUAUUAGGGUUUUUCUUUCUGCAGCUUCUGUUAUUUUAUUGAUUGGUUUAGUGUUUGGAAUGGAGAUUGUUGUGAUAAUGAUGAAGAUGCAGCUCAAAAUAGUGCUCGAUAAAAAUGAUUAUCCUGAAUUGUUUCAUAAAAAUGUCGACGCUAUCGUUUCUUUCACCGGCAGUGGAGCUACUGUUGUUGUUAUUCUGAUAAUUGAUAUGGUCUACAAAACUGUCUCGAAAUUCCUGACAGAUUGGGAGAAUCCAAGAACUCAAACGCAAUAUGAUAAUUCUUACAUGAUGAAAUGCUUUUUGUUUGCAUUUGCAAAUAACUAUACAAUGAUUUUGUAUAUUGCUUUCUUCAAGGGUAAAUUUUUCACCCACCCAGGUAAUGAAACUUUGAGCGAUCUUAGAGGGGCAUACAUAACUGACACCUGUCACUUGGGAGAAUGUAAUUCUGAUCUAGCAGUUCAGGUGAUGCUCAUCCUUGGUAUCAAGCAUCUAUUUUUCAAAUGUGUUGGGAGAUAUAUGUUCAAAAUGAGUGUAGUAUUUUGGAAGGAAUAUGCCAGGAAAAAGAAAUCAUCAGUUGCUGAAGAACAAUGGGAGAAGGAUUACAUUCUGAAGUCAUUUGGUAGAUACGACAUAAUGAAGCAAUAUAUUGAAAUAAUUCUUAGACAUGGAAUGGUCUUGUUCUUCACUUCGGUGUGCCCUUUCACACCUUUGUUGACACUCAUCGUCAAUAUCUUGGAGAUGAAAUUGUAUUCGUUCGCUUAUAUUCAUUUUUAUAGACGACCUAUACCAAGAAAAGUUCAAGGAAUUGAAAUGUUUAAUUUUAUUUUGCAAGCCCUUACAUGGUUCGGUGUAACAGUGAAUGCUCUUUUAGCACUGAUGACGAAAAAUUUCGCAAAGAUGCACUUUUAUUUAGCUUCGGUGGAUAAUAAUAUAACCGCUUUCAUGAGUAAACGCUUUUCAGUUUUCUCGAUGGCCGAUUAUGAAUAUAUAAAUAUAACACAGAUGAAUUUCCCGGAAAACAUGACUUGUUACUACCCUGGAAAUAGAUUCCCACCAGAUCACCCUCGGAAAUAUGAAGAGCACGAAGAUCAACUCAAAUAUAAUGCAUUUGGCUGGAUGAUGGUUGUGGUAUAUUUGCAUGUGGUAUUUCUGCUCACCAGAUUAAUAGCCCUAUUCAUCCCCGAUAGCUCCUCGGACGUGACAGAUUAUGUGAAUUCUCUGUAUGCUGAAGAUAGAAAGGAUUUAAGAAUAUUCAGGAACCAGCAAUAUCAAUCGACCAAAAGUCUACAUAAAUCACUUCAUAAUUUUCCCUCUACAAGCAAACAAGAGGAAGAUGAAGAGGACAUGGAAGAAAAAUCCACUCGAGAAAAGUUCUUUCCCGAUCUCUACUUCAGAAGUGGUGGCAAACGUAUAGACUACGUUAUAGUGUUCAGUUAUAGACAGGUCUUGAGUUCAGAAGUUGCAAGAGAUCAUUUUGCCAGGUUCUUGGACAAUCUUGUAGGAAGGGGAUUUCAUUUGGAACAGACACAUCAUACAAAAGAUCCCGAUAUCGGUUUCAUCAAAAUACAUGUGCCCCAUGAAAUUCUUGUGGGUUAUGCAGAUGUGGUGAACAUAGAUCUGAUGUUUAAAAGCACCCCCCUUGCUAUUGUCCAUAAAAACGCUUUUCUAAAGUGUCGCAGAACUGCUCUAUCCUAUGAUGACGAACGUAGUCCUGUUUACCAUAGGGCUAAAGCCACAAUUGGUCGCGAACAUCCUAAAAGAAUGACCCAAGCUGAACGAAUUCUCAUUACCUAUAACAUGCUGCAAGAAAUUCCAUUUGGAUUUGGUAAAUACGACAUCAGCUUACGACGUUUGAGGACAAGAGGAAUUGUGAAGGAUUCUUUUGCCUUACACGAAGGUCCACCAGCUUUGACCCCAAAAGGUCCUCUAACAGAUAGACAGUUGUUGGCUGCAAAUUGGGGAGAUAUAGGUAAUUUCUUGAAAGAACAACCCCUGGAUACCAUUCAAAAAUAUUUCGGACCAGAAUUGGCGUUCUACUUUGACUUCGUCAGAUUUCUGGACAACCUGCUUAUUUUUGCGAGUAUUUCUAGUGUGUUAUUCUUCCUGAUCGGAUAUGCUUAUGAUUGGAGCUAUCUGUCUAAAGUAAGAGAACGAGUAUGUAACAGUGAAGAAUAUCUGUGUGCUGGUUGCGAUCCAGAACUGUGCAAAUUGAUUCCCAUGAAGGGUUUCUGUGACUCUUUCGAAGACAGUCAUAUCUACGAUAACAUUGGUACGGUUUUCUUAGAAUUAUGGACGCGAAGAAAAAAUUUCAACCUCAUAAAAUGGAACCUACUACAUGUUGAGUUGGAUAUAUCCACAAGGAUUGGGUAUGAGGAACAAACAGACGUGUUGGUUUUAUCACCAAUAACUGAUGAAUGGGAACCUGCAAUGUCGAAAACUUCAAUAACUUGGAGAUAUAUUGUGAUAGUCCUCAUAAUGUUAGCCCUUAUGUUCUUCGUGUUAUUCUUCGUAGUCAUAACAAUUAUCAUUAACAAAUUCAUCGCAAAGUUUGUCAUCAAAUAUAUUCACAUACCCCUUCUGCUCAAACACAAGAGAUUCUUACUAAGUUGUGCGGGAUCUUUCAUACAAGUACUCUUUAUUAUGGUCAUCGAUAGAGUCAAAUCUCCAGCUGUAAGAUUUAUGACCGAGUUGGAAAACUGUAGGACUCAAAUGGAUUACGACAAUUCGUAUGUCAUGAAACUUUGGAUUAUUGGUUUCGUCAAUGGGUUUGCGGCUCUAUUUUACAACGCAUUUGCUAAAGGGAUCUUUUACACAAAUCCUGGCGACGAAACUGUUUAUUUAGAUUACACUUUCAAGGGAGACUUAUGUGGACCGGCUGGUUGUAAUGUGGACCUCAUAAUUUUGUUAACAUUCAUCCUGGCUAUUCGAACUCUCUUGGUAAAAUGUAUUAACAAAGUUUUCCUACCAAUAAUGAAGUAUAUUUUCAAACGAAAAGUACAUCAUGUUGAGAAAAAAGUUCAGUGGGAAAGCGAUUACCCUCUAGACAGUGUGACGGAAUUGAGUAUUCUAUUGGAAUAUGCAGAAAUUGUUGCCAGGCUCACCAUGGUCCUUUUCUUCACGGCAGUUUUUCCCUUUGUACCUCUCAUCGUAUUUUUCUGUAACUAUGUUGAAGAGAGGGUAGAUGCCAACACCUAUGUCAAUUUUCGCAGAAGACCCAUACCUAGAAAAGUAACUGGGCUGGGAGUAUGGGCCUACAUUUUACAGUUUCUUGUGGUGGUUGCUGUGUUCAUCAACGCUCUCACCUCGUUACUGACAAAACAAUUCUUGGAUAUUGUAUAUUACAAUUACCGACAUAAAGAUUUGGAUGGAUAUCUGGAUACGGUUUUUUCAAAAUUUGCUAUCGCCGACUAUAAAAACGAAAAAAUCAAAACACAAGUUGAGAACUUAACAUAUUGCUUAUAUCAUAGGCCGUUUCGUCAUUCAUACGAUCAUGCCAAUAAGUAUGAGGCUAGCCCCGAGAGAUUUCCUGUUUUAGCAUUUGGAGCUUGUUUCGUUGUUGUUUAUCAGCACGUCGUUUUUGUUUUAUCCAUUAUCUUAGCUAAACUCAUCCCAGACGUUUCUUCUGACGUUGAGGAGCAUCUUCAUCGUCAAAUGGUUGAGGAGAGGAAUCUAUUGCGUAUGCACCGCCAUAAAAAGUUUUUGGAUAAGCGGGUAUCGUUCGGUGUGCACAGAAGAUAAUAAAUAUUUUGCAUUUUCGUUGAAAAAUAUCUUCAU